Molecule: messenger RNA, 302 nt
Organism: Gongylonema pulchrum
Lineage: Eukaryota; Metazoa; Nematoda; Chromadorea; Rhabditida; Gongylonematidae
Source: the annotation of a GenBank genome assembly
AUGGAAGCGAAGCGUGAAAAGCGGCCCUAUGUAAUUGUCUUCUGCGGCGUUAAUGGUGUUGGAAAGUCGACAAAUCUGGCGAAAAUUACAUUUUGGUUAAACGAAAAUGGGCAUCGUGUACUAAUUGCUGCCGCUGAUACGUUUCGGGCAGGUGCUGUUGAACAGUUGCGUACCCACACAAAGCAUCUGAAUGCGCUGCAUGCAAACAGUGUUCAGCUUUAUGAGCAGGGAUAUGGAAAAGAUCCAGCUGGACUCGCUGCCGCUGCAAUUGCUAUUGGUUUGUUUCCAUUUCCAACAUAAUU